CCGGGCGUCUGCGUGGAGCGGUGGGCGUGGCUGAGGGAAGAUGGCGGCGCCCGUGGCUCCGGCUGAGCCCCAAGCCUCCGGGGCUCCCCAGCUCCCCGUGUGUCUCCUGGUGCUGGGGAUGGCGGGGUCCGGGAAAACUACCUUUGUGCAGAGGCUCACAGGACACCUGCACAACAGAGGCUCCCCACCUUACGUCAUCAACCUGGACCCAGCUGUGCAUGAAGUCCCCUUUCCCGCCAAUAUUGAUAUUCGUGACACAGUGAAGUAUAAAGAAGUCAUGAAACAGUAUGGCCUGGGACCAAAUGGCGGCAUAGUGACCUCGCUCAAUCUCUUUGCUACCAGAUUUGAUCAGGUGAUGAAAUUUAUCGAGAAGGCCCAGAACACGUUCAGAUAUGUCUUGAUUGACACACCCGGACAGAUUGAAGUGUUCACCUGGUCAGCUUCUGGGACCAUCAUCACCGAGGCCCUGGCAUCCUCAUUUCCAACAGUGGUCAUCUACGUGAUGGACACGUCCCGAAGCACUAACCCGGUGACCUUCAUGUCCAAUAUGCUGUAUGCAUGCAGCAUCUUGUACAAAACCAAGCUGCCUUUCAUUGUGGUCAUGAACAAAACCGACAUCAUCGACCACAGCUUUGCAGUGGAGUGGAUGCAGGACUUUGAGGCUUUCCAAGAUGCCUUGAACCAGGAGACUACCUACGUCAGUAACCUGACUCGCUCCAUGAGCCUGGUGUUAGAUGAGUUUUACAGCUCCCUCCGGGUGGUGGGUGUCUCUGCUGUGGUGGGCACCGGCUUCGAUGAACUCUGUGCUCAGGUCGCCAGUGCCGCCGAGGAGUACGAAAGGGAAUAUCGGCCUGAAUACGAGCGCCUGAAGAAAUCACUGGCGAGUGCCCAGAGCGAUCAGCAGAAGGAGCAACUGGAGCGCCUGCGGAAGGACAUGGGCUCCGUAGCCCUGGACACAGGGACCGGCAAAGACAGUGUCGCUCCUGUGCUGGACCCUUCUGACUUGAUCCUGACUCGAGGAACCUUGGAUGAAGAGGAUGAGGAGGCGGAGAGUGAUACGGAUGACAUCGACCACAGAGUUACAGAGGAAAGCCGCGAAGAGCCAGCGUUUCAGAACUUCAUGCAAGAAUCAAUGGCACAACAUUGGAAGAGAAACAAGUAGCCCAUCCCACUUGUUCCUGAGUCUGACAUGCUGGGUCUCCACAGAGAGGUCCUUCCUGGGAGUCAGGGCUGCAGGCAAGAGCAGUUUCUCCAGGAUAGUGACUUCUUUGAGGGAAACCGGACUUAGAUGAAGUCAGGGUUGAAGCUGGAGCUGGCAGGUGGGUGCCCGUCCUUGGGAACUUCUCCUGGUAUUUAAUACAAGGAAGUGGAUUCUCACCGCUCUGGAAGCUGAUAACUGUCGAGCCUAAAACUUGGAGUUGCACUGUUUGAACUCAAGUACUUUCGCUGCUCAUGGGACGGUUCUGAAGACGACUUUGGAUCUUGACCAGGCUGGACCGUGGACUCAGCUUCUUUAGCACUGUGUUUUUGCCUCUGCACCUCAAGUUGCUGUUCUUAACAACAGGAUGGGAGGAGACGGGGCAGUGCGGGCCCUUGGCAGCCAGAGCUGGUAUGAGAUGUGCUCGCAAGGGGUAACAUUAUAGAGAGUUCUGUUUGAAGGGUGACCUGGAUAAAGUUUUUAACUUUGUGGUAAACCUGUCUGUCAUGAUUUCAAGGUAGAAAUUACGUGAUCACUAAUUGAUUCACUGUUAGAACCGGACUUUAAAGGCAGGUCUGGCGGGAUGUAAUGUGUAGUUUAGUUUCCCAUGUGCAUUACAUUACCUACCCAGGUCCAAAGCAUGUCCUAUUUAUAUUGUCCUUAGAACAAUGUAGAGCAUUGUGAUCACAGGAUUUGGCUAGGUAUCUAUUCAAUAACACAAAACCAGAAGGGUUUGCCCUCGUUCUCAGAGUGCAGUCUCUGGACCAGAAGUAAGAUCAUCAGCCAGGAAAGUUUUACUGAUUUAUCUCCAAAUUGGCUUCACCAGAAAUGGGGUGGGGGCUCAGCAGACUGUUCAGUAAGCCCCCCAGGUGACUGGGGUGUGCUCGACUUUCAGAACACUGUUCCAACUCAGCCUACGACUUAAUCCCAGGCCAGAUGAAUCAGCUACCAGUCCUCAUAACUUGCCUUUUCAAAGUAUCCUUGUCUUUCUUGACUUGGUGCCUGUCCUCCAGUAUUAUUUCAAGGCAACACAGAAUUUUAUUUUACCAUUAAUUAUUCAAUAUUCCAUACCUAGUGGGAAACUCUGAUCUUUCCUUUUUAAAGCUAAAACCUUUCUGCCCGACGUCAUGCCGUUGUGGUGCACAUCUUUUUUUUUUUUUUUUUUUUGUGGUGCACAUCUUUAAUCCCAGCAUUUGGGAGGCAGACAGGUGGGCUUCUGUGAGUUCGAGACCUGUCAGGGAUACCUAGUGAGACCGUCUUAAAAAAGAGAAAGAGGACCUUUCUUGUGUCCCAGACCACCUCUGCCUCCUGAAUGCUGUGUCUAUACGGUUGGGCCACUAUACUUGCUUGACCUAUUUAAGGGGAAACUAUUUGCAAAGCAAUACUCUGAACAUGUUCAGCUCUUCUCCAUGGUGCCUCCUCUUACCUAUUUCUCUCUUAAAAUGUUACUUGUCUCUCCUGCUGUCAGCUCUGUAGGGUCCUGUCUUUAUGCCACUUGUGUGAGACUUAGUAUAUGGAUGUGCUUAAUGAAUGUUUCCCAAGUAAGUGAACUAAACACUGUACAUACACUGCCUCUUGGCCACUUCAUUCAUGAAAAUGAAGAUCAAAACGGGGUAGAUUUUAAGAGUGUUAAGGAUUAGUUUGGAAAUUCAUAAAUAUUUUAAAAUAAGGUAUAACUUCAGGUCAGUCUAAGGUACAUGAUGUGGCUGUCUUUAAAACCCCUGGAAGUGGGAUGGGGAGAUGGGUUAGUGGGCUAAAGGCGUUGCUGUGCCAGCCUGGCGCCAUGGGUUCCGUCCCUGGAGCUGUGUGAAGGUGGAUGGAGAGAGUUGUCUCUGGCUUCCUCACACACGACCGCACCCACAUGCGCUAGCACACAGGCACGAAGUAAACCCGGAAACACACUCCAAGGUCGGGAGCUCAAUCCCUCACCUUGGUUUGGCAUUUGAGGAAGGGAACAUGCCUAUCCUUUGGCCUAAACUCGUUUACCAUUUGAGAUAGAGCUAUGCUUGGCCUUCAUCGGAGCUUAUGGCAGUGGGCAUCAAUCAGUUAAUGCAGAAACCUGUAACUGGCCCAAGUGUGGCGAGUGAGUGGCGGUGAGGUGCUAAUUAGGACAUAUCUAUAUCACACACACACACAUACACACACACCCGUGCUCAGGGACCGUCAUAGAAGGGGGGUGAGAAGAAUUUAAGAACCACAGGAUGGGAGAUGGACAGCAAAAAGAUACCUUCUGAAGAUGAUGUAGCCACUGUACUCACGGACUCACUAUAGCGCUGGUUACCUGCACAAGAUAGGCCUGCCAACAUUUCAUCAUGAUGAGGGCACCCUUGAGACCCCACCCCUCCGAGGGCCUGUUAGCAAAGGCUGGUUGUUGAGGGAGGGGGUGUGCUUUUCCUCAGUGAGGUGGCUGCUGCUAGGUUGCUUUUGUUCCACUAAGUUCUCACCUACACUUGAGCCAACUCUGAUAAACAGGGUCACACACACAGGACAUGAAGGGGGUGGGGCGGAACUUGUUCAGAAGAAGGGAAACACUUGACUGUUUUCAAAAAUAAUUUAUUUUUAAAUUUAUUGUGUGUGUGUGUGUGUGUGUGUGUGUGUGUGUGUGUGUGUGUGUGUGUGUGUAAUGCCCAGGCAUGCACCAUGGCAUGUAUAUAGGCCAAAGGACAACUUGGAGAGGUUAGUUCUCUCCAGGCACCAUGUGGGGUUUCAAGUGCCUUUACCCACUGAGCCAUCUCUCUGGCUCCUCAGAUGUCUUCUUCAAGAAAACAACAAAACAAAAUAAACAACAAAGAACAACCUGGAACAAACCAAAUGCUGCCCAUCUAGCAACUGGAGCAGGUCCUGUUUGCAUCCUUCACAAAGGAGAAAACGAGCAGUUGGAAAUGUGCAUGGUGAAAAUACUUGAAAGUCUCUGUCAGCAGAAAGCAUACUAAAAGUAAAAAGGAUAAGGUUGGAUGGAAUAAUCUAGAAAAGAACUGUGGGGAAAGCGCUAUUUACAUAAGGCUGUCACCACGGGGCUCUUAUUUUGUAAGAGGCUUGAGUAGCAAAAAUAGUUUUGAAACAUGACUGAUGUUAUGUUUAGCUGUGUUCUGUAUUACUACUGGAUUCCCAAUGACUUGACCCAAAAUAAACGAAUGAGAACCUGA
This is a messenger RNA of Peromyscus maniculatus bairdii (prairie deer mouse), 4344 nucleotides long. RefSeq names its product GPN-loop GTPase 1 (gene Gpn1). Gene Ontology annotation, molecular function: GTPase activity. NCBI's taxonomy places the organism in Eukaryota, Metazoa, Chordata, Mammalia, Rodentia, Cricetidae. The record is from RefSeq and is a predicted model, not a curated record.